UCAUGUUUGUCCAGUCCAACAGCUGAAGUGACAUCAUCUACUACGAAACUUUUCACAGGAAAAGAAUCCAAAAGGGAAACGGCAAAUUUAAAAAGAAAAAAGAAAUCUGGAAAACCACUCGCUCAGUCACUCUUCAGAAAACCUGCGGGGAUUUUCGAUUCCAUGGCUCCUCUUGCCCCAAGGUCUGGAGAUCCGGUGGUCGCCAAUGUCGAGCGGGUGAAUGCGGAAUUGUUUACCCUCACUUAUGGGGCGAUCGUUCGGCAGCUGCUUACGGAUCUGGAGGAGGUCGAGGAAGUCAACAAGCAGCUCGAUCAGAUGGGUUACAAUAUUGGAAUUCGAUUGAUUGAUGAAUUUCUUGCAAAGUCUGGUGUUUCAAGCUGUGUUGACUUCAAGGAGACAGCUGAAGUGAUUGCAAAGGUGGGGUUUAAGAUGUUUUUAGGGGUCACUGCAUCUGUGACCAAUUGGGAUACUGAUGGGACAACUUGCAGUCUUGUUAUGGAGGAUAAUCCAUUAGUAGAUUUUGUUGAACUUCCAGAUACGUGCCAGGGUCUAUAUUACUGCAACGUCUUGAGUGGAGUUAUCAGAGGGGCCCUCGAAAUGCAAAUGCUAAGUGAUCUUCAAAGGAAUGCAUCUCGGAACAAGCUGAAUUUUAUUUUGUAAAGUCCGAACCUGCAAACUUUGGGAAAGGCUCUCCGUUGCAAUAGAGAAUGACAACGGGGAGGUUGGACAACCUUGA
Messenger RNA from Macadamia integrifolia, 736 nucleotides. Its product is annotated as trafficking protein particle complex subunit 3-like. The record is from RefSeq and is a predicted model, not a curated record. Gene Ontology annotation, biological process: endoplasmic reticulum to Golgi vesicle-mediated transport; intra-Golgi vesicle-mediated transport. Lineage: Eukaryota; Viridiplantae; Streptophyta; Magnoliopsida; Proteales; Proteaceae. Gene Ontology annotation, cellular component: cis-Golgi network membrane; cytosol; TRAPP complex. The coding region runs from base 163 to 660 and encodes 165 amino acids. The transcript is spliced from 5 exons.